Molecule: messenger RNA, 1122 nt
Organism: Gilbertella persicaria
Lineage: Eukaryota; Fungi; Mucoromycota; Mucoromycetes; Mucorales; Choanephoraceae
Product: PIG-M-domain-containing protein
Exons: 3
Coding region: 1-1122 (373 amino acids)
Biological process (GO): GPI anchor biosynthetic process
Cellular component (GO): membrane; glycosylphosphatidylinositol-mannosyltransferase I complex
Molecular function (GO): GPI mannosyltransferase activity; alpha-1,4-mannosyltransferase activity
Source: RefSeq, a predicted model, not a curated record
AUGCCCUUUCUAUCUCGUCUUACGUUCCAACAUCUCAUUCUCUCGGCAUGUCUUUUACGUCUUGUGUUACUGGCUUAUGGUGAAUACCAAGACUCUUAUUUCACAGUCAAAUAUACAGAUAUUGACUAUGUUGUAUUCACUGAUGCUGCACGUUAUAUCACCCAAGGUCAAUCCCCUUAUUUACGAGACACAUAUCGUUAUACACCUCUACUCGCCAUGCUACUCACACCCAACAUCUAUUGGUUCUCUUCGUUUGGUAAAUGUGUAUUUGCACUGGCUGAUAUUGCUGUAGGUUACUUGAUCCACCAGAUCUUGAUACUUCGAGGCAUGCCUUCAAAAGAAGCAUUGAAAUGGGAUGCCAUUUGGCUUUUGAAUCCUAUGGUAGCCAAUAUUUCAACACGAGGCAAUGCUGAGUCUCUUUUGGGUGUGAUGGUCUUGGGUACACUGUAUCUGAUCUUGACGCGUCGUUAUUUCUAUUGGGGUUGUGUCCUGUUUGGAUGUGCUGUCCAUGUCAAGAUUUACCCUGUGAUUUAUGCAGUCCCUUUACUGGUCUUGUUGGAUGAGACACAUUAUGGCUUACCUUCUUUUCCGUUCUCUUCUCGUAUUCAACACAGUCGAUACCGUCUAUUGCAUCGAUUAGACAGCAAGAGUUGGAUGUAUUCAGUGAUUGCGUUUCUAUCACCCCUUCGGAUCUUGUUUGGACUUGUAAGUGCUUCUGUCUUUUUUGGAUUGACAGGAUACAUGUAUCAAAGUUAUGGCCAUGAAUUCCUUCAUCAUACGUAUCUUUAUCAUCUGACAAGACAAGAUCAUCGUCAUAAUUUCUCAGUUUGGUUCUAUUCGAUGUAUUUAGGUAUGCAAGGAUCCAGUCAAUGGAUGAGUCUGUUUGCUUUUGUACCUCAAUUAGCAUUGGUCGUAUUGAUUGGGAUUGUGUAUGGUCAAGAUAUCUUUUUUGCUUGUUUCUUACAGACGUUUGUAUUUGUCACUUUUAACAAGGUCAUGACAUCACAGUAUUUUAUGUGGUAUCUGUGUUUAUUUCCACUUGUGUUACCUUCUUCAAGAAUCAAAUGUCAAUGGAAGGGAUGUAUUUUAUUGACAGGAUGGGCAUUAGGACAAGUAAAGUAG